Colletotrichum destructivum is the source of this 357-nucleotide messenger RNA. RefSeq lists its product as uncharacterized. The transcript has a single exon. Lineage: Eukaryota; Fungi; Ascomycota; Sordariomycetes; Glomerellales; Glomerellaceae. The record is from RefSeq and is a predicted model, not a curated record. Bases 1 to 357 code for a protein of 118 amino acids.
AUGCGUCUCAUCUACAUCGCAAUCAUCCUGACACCAGCGUCAGCCCUGCCUGUCUCCCGGGGCCUAAUCAACAUCUCCCCCGAGAUCAACCCCAGCGUCGACUCCAGACCCGUGGCCCAGUGCUUGGGCAUCGCCGUCUGCAACCCGGUCACGGUGAACAACGGGAACCAAAGCCCAGCUCCCACUGGCCAGCAACAACAGGCACCGCCACAGCAGACAAGCUCCGGCGGAGGUGGCUCACUGAUCAAUGUCGCGCCGGUCGUCAGCCCCAAUAUUGAACCCUAUGGGUUUUUGAAGUGUCUUGGGGUUGCGAACUGCAACCCGGUUACCGUGAACAAGGGGGACGGGGCGUCAUAA